AACUUCAAUCCCUCUUUUGCUUUACCAAAUUCCAUUUUCCAAUUCAAAACCCUAACUCCGUUCGAAGCACCAAAUCGUGAUGGCACCAAAGGCAGAGAAGAAGCCAGCAGAGAAGAAGCCUGUGGAGGAGAAGAAAUCGACGGUGGGAGACAAGGCUCCGGCGGAGAAGAAGCCAAAGGCCGGAAAGAAGCUUCCGAAGGAGGGAGGCGCCGGCGGAGAAGGUAAGAAGAAGAAGAGAACCAAGAAGAGCGUGGAGACAUACAAGAUCUACAUCUUCAAGGUUCUGAAGCAGGUUCACCCUGACAUUGGUAUCUCAAGCAAGGCCAUGGGAAUCAUGAACAGCUUCAUCAACGACAUCUUCGAGAAGCUUGCCCAGGAAUCUUCUAGACUUGCCCGCUACAACAAGAAGCCCACCAUCACUUCAAGGGAAAUUCAGACCGCGGUCAGGCUUGUGCUGCCCGGUGAAUUGGCCAAGCACGCCGUUUCUGAGGGUACCAAGGCUGUCACCAAGUUCACUAGCUCUUGAAUUAGCUAUCUUAUCGCUUUUCUAAGACUCUUUUCUGUCCCAAUUUGAGAUUUUAAUCAGUAGUAGACUUUUUUUUGUUUGAUAGGAUUUGUAAUUGAAAGAAUGGUCUUGGGUUGAUCCUUUUGUGUAUUGAAGUGGCAAGAUGUAUUGAUUAUAUAGGAACGCAGUAUUGUUUAGUAUUAUACUUUCAAGAAUCUCCAAUCGGCCAUUCGUUAAUAAUUGUUUUUUCGGA
Messenger RNA from Glycine soja, 758 nucleotides. RefSeq names its product probable histone H2B.1. Gene Ontology annotation, cellular component: nucleosome. The transcript has a single exon. Lineage: Eukaryota; Viridiplantae; Streptophyta; Magnoliopsida; Fabales; Fabaceae. Gene Ontology annotation, molecular function: protein heterodimerization activity; structural constituent of chromatin; DNA binding. Gene Ontology annotation, biological process: nucleosome assembly. The record is from RefSeq and is a predicted model, not a curated record. The coding region runs from base 80 to 526 and encodes 148 amino acids.